UUCUCCAAGUGGGUGGCCCUAGAGAUAUUUUUAAUGAAACUUUUUCUGAGCUUCGGGAAGCCUGAUCCGCGGCUGUUAGCUGUCCCCCGGGGAGGAGAGCGGACUGCAGGGGGACCUCAUCCCCAAGGGCAGAUGUGCUCCUUUCUGCAUGAUUUUAGCAUAGCAGCGUGUUCCUGGCUGACUGCGGGAGGAUGAGACCCGAAGAUGUGAUGGCUCAAAGUCUGGGGUUAAAACUGGCUCUGCGCCAGGCUGGAUGCUGCAGGUUGGAGAUAUGGGAGCUCUCCGAAGCAUGAUUCAGCACAGGGGGCUGGCUUCACCCACCGUCACCCUGGGCAUUUCUCUUCCAGUGAACUGCCCAGGAAGGAUUUUGAUGUGUCAGGAGUCCCCCCCUUUUUUUGUGCAUUUUUCCUUGUCUGGUGACUGAUCCGAGACCCCGAGUCAGGCUUCCCGGGGAGACGCUGCAGCCUGCGCUGGGUGCUUAGCCUGGAGUCAGUGCUGGGAGAGCUCACUGGUCGCAGAGCUCCGGCUGGUGCCGCUUCCCUGGGUGGGAAGCGCAGCUGGUCCUGCGUGGGCCGGGCAUGGCAGAGAAGAGUUUAGCGGCGGAGGCCGAGAAUCCGGAGCAGCAGCAAGCGAAGGAGGAGGAGGGAGCUGCUGAAACACAGCAGCAAGAGGCUUCUUCAGAGGAGGCGGCUCAGCAGGUGUCAGAGGGCCAGACCCCAUCGGGGCAGAAGCAGAAGACCUCCAACAGCGAUACGCCCACGCACGAGGAGCAGGGCAAGAAGGAGCGCCGCACCUCGGAGGGCCGGGGCCUGUCCCGCCUGCUUUCGUCCUUCCUCAGGAGGCCCAAGUCUCAGGUGUCUGAAGAGGACAAAGACGCUGAUGGCCCUAAGGAGGGGGAAGGUGAGCAGAAAGAGCCAGGAUUAGGAGCCAGUCCUGAUGAAGAGAUCCUGGUGAAGGCCCCAAUUGCAGCUCCUGAGCCCGAGCUCAAAACCGAUCCGUCGCUAGAUCUCCAUUCGUUAAGCAGUGCGGAAACGCAGCCUGCUCACGAGGACAGGAGGGACGACCAGGACCUGGACAACAGAGACGCUGAGGGCAAGGAGGAAGGUGAAGUGAAGGAAGAGUGCUCCAAGCCAGAGCUGAAAAAGGAGACUCCCGAGACAAAAGCAGACAAGGAUUUGAAAGCUACCCAGAGGGCAGUAAAAAGACACAGAAACAUGUACUGCAAAGUUGUCUUGCUGGAUGACACCAUUUUUGAGUGUGCCAUGGAUAAACAUGCCAAAGGGCAGGAUCUACUUAAAAAAGUCUGUGACCACCUCAAUCUCCUGGAAGAAGACUACUUCGGCUUGGCCAUAUGGGACACGCCAACCUCUAGGACGUGGCUGGAUCCUGCCAAAGAAAUAAAAAAGCAAGUUCAUGGAGGCCCCUGGGAUUUUACCUUCAAUGUCAAGUUUUAUCCACCAGAUCCCGCCCAGCUGACAGAGGAUAUAACGAGGUAUUACUUGUGUCUUCAGCUUAGACAAGACAUCAUUAAGGGGCGGCUGCCUUGCUCCUUUGCGACUUUGGCUCUGCUGGGCUCUUACACAGUCCAGUCUGAGCUGGGAGACUAUGAUCCAGAUCUACACAGCGCAGAUUACAUCACUGAAUUUAAAUUGGCCCCAAACCAGACUAAAGAACUUGAGGAGAAGGUUAUGGAGCUUCACAGAACGUACAGAUCGAUGACUCCAGCCCAAGCAGACCUGGAAUUUCUUGAGAAUGCAAAAAAGCUGUCUAUGUAUGGAGUUGACCUUCACCAAGCCAAGGACUUGGAAGGAGUGGAUAUCACUCUGGGAGUCUGCUCCAGUGGCCUUCUUGUUUACAAAGAUAAGCUGAGAAUCAACCGCUUCCCUUGGCCCAAAGUCCUGAAGAUUUCCUACAAACGCAGCAGCUUCUUUAUUAAGAUUCGGCCAGGGGAGCAAGAACAAUAUGAAAGUACAAUUGGGUUCAAGCUACCAAGUUACCGGGCAGCGAAGAAGCUGUGGAAAGUGUGUGUUGAACAUCACACGUUUUUCAGGCUGACUUCCACCGAGGCGAUCCCGAAGAGCAGGUUCCUGGCGCUGGGCUCCAAGUUCCGCUACAGCGGGCGGACGCAGGCGCAGACGAGGCAGGCGAGCGCCCUGAUCGACAGGCCGGCUCCGCAGUUCGAGCGCACGGCGAGCAAGCGCGCCUCCAGGAGCCUCGACGGAGCUAAACGUGCGACUCAAAAAGUUGAGUUCAGAGCCGUAGAGGAAGAGAAGCAGGAGGAGGUGGUGGUGGUUGAGGUUCCCGAAUCAAAACCUGUGGAUCAGUCCCAAGAGAAGCCAGCCAAACACAUUCUUGAAAGUUUUGAAUUGAAACCCAUUGCAGAGGAGGAAGAGGAAGAGGAGAAGGUAGAGGUGGUUAAGGUUCCCGUUGCCGAGCCAACGUUACUGGAACCGUUGCAGAAGCAGUCAGCCAAACGUGCUCUUGACAAUGUUGAGAUAAGCCCACUAGAAGAAGAGGAGGCAGAGGAAGAAAAAUUGAUGGUGAUGAGAGGAGUAGAAGCGGUCCUAAAGGAGCCAGCCGUGGCGGUGAUAACGCCCGAGAGGAGCCCCCGGCCCACCUCGGCCCCCGCCAUCGCCCAGAGCCACGGCGCCGAAGCGGCGCCGGCCAAGCCCGAGGAGCCGCUCGCCGCCUCCAAAGCCGAAAGGGAAGGGGCGAAAACGGAAACGAAGCGCGAAGAGAUCCCGACGGAGAAAGCCAAGCCGGAGCCGGCCGAGGCGGCCAAGGUGGGGAAAACGCACACUGAGGUCACAGUACCCACUACGAAUGGUGACCAGCCCCAGCAGCAGCCUGCAGAGAAAGAGGAAGAACUGAUAAGAAUGAGGAAGAAAAGAUCAAAGAGGCUAGAUGGUGAAAACAUUUAUAUCAGGCAUAGCAAUUUAAUGUUGGAGGAUCUAGAUAAGCCCCAAGAAGAAAUAAAGAAACAUCACGCCAACAUCAGCGAGCUGAAGAAGAACUUCAUGGAGUCCGUCCCCGAGCCGCGGCCGAGCGAAUGGGACAAGCGUUUGUCCGCCCACUCCCCCUUCCGCACCCUGAACGUCAACGGGCAGAUUCCCACGGGAGCGGAUGGAGUCAAGAAAGUCACUGUCCUAUCUUCUGAGAGACAGAAUAUGAGUGACUUUCUCUCCAAAGAGGAUGUGGCUGCAGUGCCAGAGAGGAAAAAUGUUAACUCUGCCUUUGAAUGGGAGGGCCCAAAGCAGUCAGUAGCUUUUAGUGAGACCCAAAUGUCACCUGCCUCAGAGCCUGCUCCAAGUCGUGACUUUGGCGCGUCCUCCGUAAGCAGCGAGGAGGAGGCGGCUGCUUCCAGCCUCCCCGAGAGCGCGGAGGACCCGAGAUGGGACAAGGGGGGUUGCGCAGCUGCGCAGAAGCAGGCGGCCGACUCGGAGCGCUCUGAGCCGGAGCCGCCGGUAACGCCCGCAGCGCCUGCGCCGCGGCCCCGGGCGAGCGAGGAGGUGGCGGAGGCUGGCGACGACGCAUUGGCACGAGAACCUUUUAGAAAGCUAAAUGGAGGGUGUCACGGCUCGAAGGUUAAUAACGGGCUUCCAGCGGUCAUUCGCUGCUUCCAGCCACCUCUGGUGAAGACACAGACAGUCACCAUCUCGGACGUGUCCAAUGCUGUGAAAAGUGAAAUCCCAACGAAAGAAGUUCCCAUCGUUCACACGGAAACUAAGACCAUCACCUAUGAAGCUGCACAGACGGAUGGCGGCAACGGAGACCUAGAGCCCGGCAUCCUGCUGACUGCUCAGACCAUCACUUCCGAAACCACAAGCAGCACCACCACCACGCAGAUCACCAAGACUGUAAAAGGUGGCAUUUCAGAGACACGGAUUGAAAAGAGGAUUGUCAUCACAGGAGAUGCAGAUGUAGACCACGACCAGGAAGUGUUCCUUCCAGACAGAGCACGGGGGAAAAGAAACCCAGCAAAACUACAAAGAAACUACCUGGAGCACAGAGACCUCAGAUUUACCGGACUUACACUCAGAAACUGAACAUUCAUAUCAUCUAGUAGGAGUUGCGCUUUGACAUUUUACUUGGGAUUUUCCAGUAUCCAGUGGAUCUUAUUGAAUAUAGGGUUUUUUUGAUUGUUUUUUUAUAUAUAUAUUGUGACAAACAAUAUGCCAUAUUUCUAACUGUACUGAACAUUUUUUACAGGUUUUCAAUUUUGCAUUCCCUCUCACGCAAUAGCCUCUUCGGCUACAAGCCCAACCACAACUCGCAGGGCUCAAGGGUUGGGUUUUUUUUGUUUUUUAUUUUUCUUUUUAAAAAGUGUUUCCCCCUCGGCCUUGUCGGGCGUAAUGGAGAUAAGCCACAUGAGUGCAUACUCUGAGAGCAGACUUUGUACACAAAAAGCUACCGCUGGGUCCUUCUGCCAGAAGAGACAGUUUUAAAAAGGUCAGACUUCAGUUUGUGCAGCCUUUCAGAUUGCUUUUUAGGAAGUUGGUGACUCUCACCGCGAUACCCGGGCGUGCAGAGCACAGCUUCUGCCUUUAGUCUGAAUCUCUUCGCCGUUGUGGGUUUCGGAUCGGCGCUGUUUGAACACAGUAGGUUUGGGUGGUGUAAGCGUGUACCCACAUCUUAAUAGUUGGCUAGGUUUAAGGAAUGCUGGAAGUUGCUUCGAGCACCUGAUACUGUGAAUUGUAGAGCUUUGAGAGAGCUGCGAUAGGCCCCUCGCCUUUCUCCUGCGUGGCUCUGCCGAACGCUACCUACCUGUUUGUGUUUUCUAGAUGCCAUUAAAUUAAAACGCCCUUAGAAGUGUGUGUUUAAGGUGUGUUGACUCUGAAUGCUAUUAAGGUAGGCUUAUGCAGCAUUCACAGUAACCGAUUUUUUUCAAUGUCAUAGUUUUUCCACUUAUUUGUGUUCUUGAUUUUUAAAUAAGGCUUUUUAAGUCACUUUUUUUCUCCCCCUCCUCCUCCCAGUGCUGUUUAAAGCUGAGCACCUUACCCGUAUCAGGACGAAGGUGUUGUAUCCGACCCCGAUUUAGUUUAAAACCCUUCAGACGAUCCUUCUCGGCCUGUCGGCUCUGUUUGGGGAGGCUGGACGGGGCCCCGCGGGAGGUGGCGGGUUUUGCUUGCCGUAGCGAGGCUCCCGCGCUCGUUUUUGGGGCCCCCCCGUCGGCGAUGUGGCCGCCGGGGCUGGAGCGGCUGCGGCGUCCGGCUCGGCUUACGGACCGCGGAAAGACGCCGUUUUAAAGGAGCGCGCGACGCGUGCUUGCAGGCACCGGCGUCGCUGCGGUUGCACGACUCACGGCCGCCCCGUGCGAUCGCUUCGGGAGCUUCCUUCGAGCGGCGCCGUCGGCUGGGCGGGGAGGACCGCGCGGCUGCCCCAUUUCGCCCGGCCGCGUUGCGGCUCCGCCGCCCGUCUGCCCGGACACUUGCGAGCGGCAACGGGAGGAGUUUUCCGCGGUUUGAGAUUCGAACCGCGCGUUGCAGAGGCCGCGGGGUGUAGCUCGGGCUGCGAUGACUUGCUGUUUCACCAAAAACAGCCUUUGGCCUCCACCGGGGCUCGUGCCGCCUCUCGAAUCGAGGCCGCUCCGGGGCCUUAGCGUAGAGGUUAAGUCUUCCCGUUUACGUCCGAACAGCCCUUUCCUUCCUUUGGCAGAUCCGUGAGCGGGUCGGGGACGCCGCUCGCCGUCUUUGCCCUCGUCGGGUAACGUUGCCUUAGCCGGCCGUCGCGCUGGGCGGCCGCCCGGCCGCGUCCCUCCCGCCUCCGGGCGUCCUGCUUUCCGCCGCUUAGUCCUUCCUCGCGCUCUCGCCCCGCAGCAGGUAACUCCUCCAGAAAGGGGUGGUCGUUCGAGAGGAUUUUCUUAGCUUUACCAGAAAAAAAAAAAAAAAAAAAGAGGUGGUAAUUUAAGUUUCUCCGUAGCGCUGGAGGGCGCUUGGCGGCCGCGAGGUGCCGGGAGCGCGGCGCCAGGCCGCAGCGCGGUCCCCUGGGUGCCGUUGGGUGUCCCGGGGGCUGAGUGCGUCCAAAGGCGCCCCGAAUCCCGAGCGACGGGCGCGUGAACUUCACGUAGGGCUCGAAAAGCUGUUGGCCUGCGAGGUGGUUCCUUUCCGGACGGGCCGCGGGAGCCCUCCCCGUCUUGAGGGCCCACGGAGCAGAGUAACCUUAAUACAUUUGUAUAGGUAUUUAUUCCAUUUAUUUUAUUUGGGCUGGAUUUGGGGCGGCUGUGUCCAGGCUGUUCGCUCACACCUUUCCCCUCGGUUACAUUUUAAGUUCUUGCUUUUCUUUCAAAUGCCUCGGAGCCCGCGCGUGCUCCCCGGCGCAACUCCUCGCCGUCCUGCGGCUUCCCGCGACGCCCCUGCCCGAGCCCGCGGGGCGUCCGGAGCCUCUCCGGCGGAGCCGGAAAAAACCACGGCGGCGGCCCGGGAAGAAGGGACGGGGAGCUCUGCGCGGCGGCACCGGCCCCCCGAAAACCGUAAGGAGCUUCCGGCGUCCUCCCCCGGCGCCGCGGGGCUCUGCCAGACUCGGCUCCUAGCGCGGUACCUGCUCCUGGAGACGGAGCGGCUCCGUAAGGUCUGUUUCUGUGAACGUUCCCGGCUCUUCCCAGUCCGCAAAUUCACCUAGAGACUGUCUCGCUUGUAUAAUACACAUUAUAUGGAAGCUAUUUAUAUAUGAAUGUUUUUAUAGAGAGGAAGGCAAGGAGCCCGUGACCUGCUCUCGUCCCUUCGACCGGAUCGGCGGCGCCGGUUGCCAAACUGCCGUCUCCGAACGGCACAGCUGCGUCAGCGAAGGACUGACUGAUUUCUGGGUUUAAUACACUGUGGUUUGCUGAUUUCCUAAUUGUACAAUUACCCUAAGAGGUGGUAGAGUCCCCGAGCUUAGAGAUUAACCUUGUUAAAAAAGAAAAAAAAAAAUUUUUUUAGUUGAGAAUAUGAAGGAGCUUUGUAAAAUUUUUUAAGGCAAUUGUGAAUUGUCUAGGCUAGCUGUUUACAUUCUUUAUAAAAAUAGGGACUUUUUAAAAAAAAAGAAAGGCAAAUCUUUAUAGACUGAUUAGUUAAAGUGGCGGGAGCUGAUAUUUUGGACUUUCAUAGUAAAUCAAAGGGAAAGUUGCUGUAGCAUUUAGGCAGCUGUUAAGUGUUCAGUAUUGCUUCUUGUAUUGCAUUUUUUCCAAUAAAUUUUCAAACAAAACCGUC
Messenger RNA from Rhea pennata, 7187 nucleotides. It is a transcript of the gene EPB41, whose product is annotated as erythrocyte membrane protein band 4.1. Gene Ontology annotation, cellular component: plasma membrane; cytoskeleton. Gene Ontology annotation, molecular function: actin binding; structural molecule activity. Gene Ontology annotation, biological process: cortical actin cytoskeleton organization. Lineage: Eukaryota; Metazoa; Chordata; Aves; Rheiformes; Rheidae. The transcript is spliced from 25 exons. The coding region runs from base 579 to 4046 and encodes 1155 amino acids. The record is from RefSeq and is a predicted model, not a curated record.